AUGUCUCCUCAACAUCAUGCUCUCAAAGCUACUUUUAGCUAUCAAAACGCAGGAUUUCAAUCGGAUACAAAUGAUAGAAAAAGCCAAUAUCGAAGAACAGUUUCUUAUGAUGGUUAUUAUAUAUUGGAACAAGAACAAAAUUCAAAAUCAUCAUCAUUAUCAUCAUCACCAAUAGCUCAUGUUUCAAUACCAAUACCUGAUCUAAGAGUACCUACUAUUGAUCAUAAUAUCAAAAAUGGACGACAACGAUUUCGUUGGAAUUUAAUUUUCAACGUACUCGUUUGGAUUAUUUGUCCAUUACCUCUUUGGCUUCCAUUUCUUUCGAAUCAAGUAGCUAUUUUUCUCUUACCUUCUAUUCAAUGUGUUUUUGUAUUCAUUUGGUUUAUUAUUACUUUACUAGCAGCACGAAAUGCAUUUAUUAUUUUUCGCAAUAGGAAUCAAGAUUAUUCUCUCUUAUUAUCAACUGAAGAUAGAAACAAGAUUCGACAUCUGGUUGUAAUUAGUUGCUAUAAAGAACCACUAGAAUUAAUCAAACGAAGCAUUGAUACUCUUGCAGUACAGUCGGAAGUUAAUCGUAUUUCAAUGGUUAUUUCAUUUGAAGAACGUACACCAGAUGUGCAUAAUAAAUGUCAAAUAUUACAAAAUUAUUAUAUUCAAGCUGGAUUUCGAGAUCUUAUUUUUACUAUUCAUCCAUAUGGACUUUCAAAUGAAAUUCCAGGUAAAUGUUCAAAUGCAAAUUAUGCUAUACGUACAGCAAUCAAACAAUUAAAAUUAGAUGAAAAUAAUAAUGAUGAUUAUAUAUUAAUAACAACAUGUGAUGCUGAUUCACAAUUUCAUCGUCAUUAUAUUGCUGCAUUAACUUAUCAAUAUAUCAAAGAUAAUUAUCCAGCAUUAACUACAAUUUAUCAGCCACCACUUUUUUAUAAUUGGAAUUUAGAUGCAUCAUCAUGUUUUACUCGAAUUACAGGUCUACUUCGAAGUACAUUAAUGUUAGGUGCAUUAAUACCAUUUUCAAUAAAUACAAUGAGUAUAUUUUCAUUUUCAUUAUCAUUAGCUAAAGCUGGUAAUUUUGUUCAUCCAGCCUAUCAAAUGGAUGAUAUAAUAUGUCUUAUUCGAUGGAUGGGUGUAACACAUCGUCGUCUGUCUAUUCAUAUGGUUUUAACACCUGUUAUAAGUGGACCAACAUGUGGUCGAACAAUUGAAUAUGAAUUUAUGGAAUGGGUUAGACAGGCAAGACGAUGGACUAUUGGAGCAGCUGAAGUUUUUCAUUAUUUUAUGAUUAAAUCUCGAUGUAUUCCAUUUUUAACAUCAUUAUCAUGGUCAAUAACAUUUCUUAUCUAUUAUGGUGUAUUACUUUGUUCAAGUGGUCUUUAUAGUCUAACAUAUUUUAUUGCUAUGGAAUUUCUUCUUAAUGAAAUUCCAACCUAUGUUGUCUAUACAAUGUAUAUAUUAAUUUUAAUUCAAAUGUUAUCAUUUUCAAUUGCUUUUAUUAUUGAUAUAUUUAUUUGUCGCCUGCUGAAUAUAGAUGAAUGUAUAUUUAUUCUACGAAAUUUUUUUCAUUUUUUAAUGACACCUUUUGUGCUUAUUGGUUAUUCUUUUGUUGAAUUUUAUGCUUUACAUGAAGUUAUGAUACGAGGAAAAAAAGUUUGUAAACAUGGAGCUUCAAAUAAAAAUAUGCUUCAAUAA
This is a messenger RNA of Rotaria sordida, 1686 nucleotides long. The record is from the annotation of a GenBank genome assembly. Lineage: Eukaryota; Metazoa; Rotifera; Eurotatoria; Philodinida; Philodinidae.